UCGGUCGGGUGGCUCCAAGGUUCACUGGAGGGGGGUGGGCUGCCGCGCCCUUGGGCUUCGAGUUGGAGCCAGCCAACUCUCUCGGAGUGCAGGGACCCCUAGGGCCCAGCUAAAGUAAAGAAUGCAGCGACUUCCACGAGCCCGGAUACUGCGCGCGGGCGCGGGUCCCGCUCGCCCGUCUCCCCCUUUGAGCUUCCGGAUGGUCUGCGCCGGCAGCGCGGGAGGCUUGAAGUGCGGGGCGUGGCGCGCGCAGCUGUUACUGCCGCUUGUCAGCGCCGGGCCAUGGACGCCCUGCAGGCCGAGGUCCGCGCCUUGGAGGCUGAGAUCGCGGCCCUGCGGCGGGCGUGCGAGGAGCCGCGGACGGCGGGGGAAGACAACGGGCGAGCUCCAAAAUCACUUCGAGAAAUGUAUCAAUCAGAUUCUGAGGGAUGGGCCUCUUCAAAAGAUCUGAGAAGUCAUCUUGGAAAUUUAGAAUCAGAACUUCUUUUUCUAAGCACACUUACUGGCAUCAGUAUAAGAAAUUACUCCAUGAAGACAGAGGUCCUAACAAACACUGAGAAGACAGAGAAGAGUAUAACGAAAGUUCUACAGAGACACAGAUUAUCAGGAAAUUGCCAAAUGAUUACAUUUCAACUUGAAUUUCAGAUUCUGGAAAUCCAGGAUAAGGACAGUUUAUCUUCUGUUAUUACUGACCUCAACAUAAUAAUGGAGCCCACCGAAUAUUCAGAAUUAAGAGAAUUUGUGUCUAGAGCAGAAGAAAGAAGAGAUCUGCUAAUGUUUUUCCGAAGCCUACACUUUUUUGUGGAGUGGUGUGAAUAUCGUAAGCGGACAUUUGAACACUUCAAGGUUCCCUUGCUGUCAGUACCCAAGAUGGAGCCAGGGUGUGUGGAGGAGAAUCUGAAACCUCAGGGAGGCCAAGGACCCAGGAUCAUGGGCAAAAGUGGCAGCUUGCUUGGUGAGGAGAUUUACCCCACUCCUCCUACCUGCCUUGGUCACCUCUGUCAGUCAGAACAAAACUGAUACAUUUUAGAAAGCAUCACCCUAGCAGGAAUGGUAAAGGUUUAAGGUGAUGCUAUGUACAGAGAUUAAAAUUCCAAGCUACAAAAGGAGGGAUUUUGAAAGGUCAAAGGGCCAAAAACAUGGCCAUAGACCCUGAACCUGGCAAUCUUGCUGGGAUCUUGGGAAAUAGACAAGAGACCCUGUAAGCUUUGGGUUCAGCCUUUCUUUCUGCAUCAAAUAAAGUACUCUACUGACCUCAGACGCUGAUAUAUUACAAGUCUGCUUCAAAAUCUGUGGGCUGGUAGGAGCCCCAAAGGGCAUCUGAGACGAGGCCCUCCUGGUGCCACAGUGCCUACCGCCUCAGUGUGUAGGCACUGGAGGUGAUCGGUGCCAGUCUAGCCAAAUACUGUGACUUCUGUCAGCACAAACAUACCAUGGCUGUAGCAAGCACAGGGUUGCCACCAUAGGUCUUUGCCUAAGUAUAGAUGUCACAGACCUGUGUUUUACAUUCUUCCGUAUGUGCAUCACCAGAGGUGAGCACUCUUUGUGGGGUUGCCGUCCCUGUGUGCCUGACAUUCCUUCCAGUUACACAGUUAGUGACCAGCGUGGCUCCGAGAAGCAGCGCCACCUGGAGAAGCUGGAAGUUAGUUUAUGGUCACUUCAUAGAGAACCUGUCAGCCAUCAUAGCAGUUUUGUGACAAAACUCAAAUCUGACUUCUGCUCCUAGCCAAAAUGGAGUAACAGGAGACCCCACCUGAUCUAACUUAAAAUUAGGACAAAAACAUGAAGCUGCAUUUUUCAAACCUUAGGUGUGAAGUAGCACAGGACAUUGAUUCCCUGAGCAGGGGUUUGGGCGUGGGUCCAAGGUGAGCCCUAAGACUGGUCUCACACACAGCCUGAGGCAGUUCUUUUCCAUGCUGCAACUCAGGGAGGGGAUCCUGCCAGAGCCCUGGUUCCCUGAGUUGAAAAUCCCUUGGGAUUCCAGGGAGGUGAGAGUUUGCAGAGCAUAGAGAAGGAGAGCUGCCCUGGAGAAGCCUUCCAGAAACCUCAGGUCUUCGGCUGAGUCCUGAUUAUUAGCAUGUCUGUGUGAGUGAACUUCUUGACACUGCAGAAAGAACUACUGGAAGAACUACUGUAAAGGACAAAAGGGAAAGUCCCUGAGCCUAUAAAAGGCUGGCCAGAGUCCGGGUGCCUGCCAAUCAGAUGGGGAAACCUGCACUUCGCAGGGCAUCAGGCAGAGUGUUCAAAAGGGCCCUGGCACAGCAAGGGAAACAGCCCUCCCUUCCCCAGACUAAUGGCUGCUCUGGUCCUUUUUAACAAAACUGAACAGCAAGCAUCUCUGAAGGAGCAAACCGUGUGCCAUCGUGUGACCAUGUUCCAGAGCACCCAGCAGGCGGUUGGGAGUCUGGUGAAAACAUAGCAGGCACACAGAAGUGCAGAAGGAGUCCAUAAAGAUUGUGUUCAUAUACUAACAGUGUACUUUGGGGUGUAGAAUCAAAAUGUAUGAGAAGAGAAGCAUAAGGGAGGAAGGAGAAAAUGUGUGCGCAUACUGUUGUAAGGUUCUUUGCUAUGAAGUGGAAUAGCGUCACUCGAAGACCAGAUGUAGUCAGUUGAAGAUGCAUGCCUGAAGCCCUCAGAUAACCACUAAGCAAAAAAAAGUUAACAGCAAAUAAGGCAAUAAAAGAGAUCAAAUGGAAUAAUAAAAAUAACCCAAAACAUAUGUAUAUAAAUCUCAUUAAGUGUAAAUUGGUUAAAUGCCACAGUGAAAAAGCAGAGAUUGCCAGGUUAGAUUUUUUAAAUUUAUUUACUUAUUUGACAGAGAGCACAA
Mustela erminea (ermine) is the source of this 2827-nucleotide messenger RNA. It is a transcript of the gene CENPP, whose product is annotated as centromere protein P. Lineage: Eukaryota; Metazoa; Chordata; Mammalia; Carnivora; Mustelidae. The record is from RefSeq and is a predicted model, not a curated record. Gene Ontology annotation, cellular component: nucleus; chromosome, centromeric region. Gene Ontology annotation, biological process: CENP-A containing chromatin assembly. Bases 283 to 1020 code for a protein of 245 amino acids. The transcript is spliced from 6 exons.